Molecule: messenger RNA, 117 nt
Organism: Chondrus crispus (carragheen)
Lineage: Eukaryota; Rhodophyta; Florideophyceae; Gigartinales; Gigartinaceae
Exons: 1
Coding region: 1-117 (38 amino acids)
Source: RefSeq, a predicted model, not a curated record
AUGAGAACCUUGAUUUUCAAGUUAUCGCCAUCCCCUCACAUCCGGACCCCGAACCCUUCAACCUCAAUGCUACAACUGACCCCGCCGACCCUGACUCAAAGGCCAACAGCAAAUUGA